Molecule: messenger RNA, 5720 nt
Organism: Physella acuta
Lineage: Eukaryota; Metazoa; Mollusca; Gastropoda; Physidae
Product: transferrin receptor protein 1-like
Molecular function (GO): carboxypeptidase activity
Source: RefSeq, a predicted model, not a curated record
UUAUCUGUCAACUAUAAACGACGACAGCGGAUCUUGCUUUAUGUAAGGAAUGCACAUUAUAGUGCUCUCCCCUGUGUGUCGUACAUGAUGUGUUCCACUCGUUAAACCAGUGUGUAGUGUGUACUUUUAUUUUCAUUGGAGUUUGAAUAUGGAUAGAUCUACUUUCUGAAACUUUCUUCGAAGUUUUAUGAGAUGAAAAUUGCGCAUGGUAUUACUACAGUAGGGGCCUAGAGAUCUAUUCUAGACUCUAGUAAUGGAAUCUCAAUCUGGCUAGUUUUUUUUUUUUUAGGCAAGCAAGUGUACUUAAUUAAGUGUAGUGUAGAACUAGAUAUAGAUCUAGUCUAGAUUCUAGAUCUAAAUCUAGUUUACGUUCAAGAGUUGGAGUAAAAUUUCGAUAAGGGAGACUUAUAAGACAAACAUCGUGUAGAUACAGUAGAAUGGCGAGCCAUGGUGGUUACACACUCGCCCCAACCGUCGAUGAACCACACUCCAGCCCUGAAGCAGCAGGCCCAGCUAAAGUGGAAGUUUACGGAGGAGGUAGAUCUAGUUCAAAGAAAUGUCUGAGUCUGCCCGUGUUUUUAUUGCUGGCCAUCGCGGUGGCGGUCAUGUUUCUUGCUGGGGUUUUAGUGGGGUUUUACAUCAGCGAGGUACGGCUAGAGGACGAGUACGAAGCGGGGAAAACCCCCAGCAAAAACUGUGUCCCCAAGUCGAGAAACGAGGAUAUCGAAACGUACAGAUUGGAUAACGUCAUGUUUCAUAACUCUUUGGUGUAUUCGAUCAGAGGGGAAAACGUUACGGAGUUUGUCCAGAAAUAUGGAACUGAUGACCCAGUUGUCGGCAGUGAUAUCGAGGCCAAGUUUUCGGAACUUAUUUAUGAAGAAUUUAAAAAAUACAGUUUUGACCGCCUUGAGGUGGACGAGCAUGACAUAGUCAUGACGUCCGCUAACCCGGCCCAGCCCAACCGCCUAGAAAUAAUUAACGCAAACACCACAAUAAAGGAAAUGGUGUUCAAAAACUCCCAGAAAAUUAUCAGUGACUCACCAUCUACAACACCAGAAUGGAAGCAUCCGCAUGUAGCUUUCUCCCCUAAAGGCGAAGUCCAAGCUAACUUAGUUUAUGGACACUACGGCAGAAAAACUGACCUCAGCAUCGUACAAGCCUUGAAUGUUGAGAUAAAAAACAAAAUAGUUUUGAUGAGGUUGGGAAAGUUAACAGUGGCUGAGAAGAUAAAAAAUGCUGAAGACCUAGGUGCUGUAGGUGUUCUAUUGUACUGGGAACAGGAGGAUGCAAGACAUGAACUGGUUGAUUCUUUUUCUUCAAGUUAUGUCCCUUUUGCUUCAGCUUUCAUGUUUACACAUGAUUUUCAGAAGUUGUAUGUCCCAUCAGUUCCUUGUCAAACCAUCUCAAACGACCAAGCAAAAACUUUGAUGUCAUAUCUAAAUAUAACAUCAAACACAAAGACACAACCAGGCUGGACUGUGUUAGUGGCCAACAAUACAAGAGAAAAUGUCAGUGUCCGCCUUUCAGUAUUCAACAAAAAGUCGAUGAAGAAAAUAAAAAAUCACAUUGCAACCAUUUUAGGUUCAGAAGAAACUGAUCACUAUGUGAUAGUGGGUGCCCCAAGAUCUGCCCUCCCUGGCCAACCACAAGAUGUGGUUGUGAGCACCUCGUUACUUCUUCAACUAGCCUACAGCAUCCACCACAUGCAUUUCCACAACCACUGGCGGCCGUACAUAGGCAUCAAAAUUGUUUCCUGGGGUGGUGCGGAAUACUCUAACAUUGGUCUGCUUCAUUAUUUAAAGACUUACAAACCACUACUUGAAGCAAGAGCAGUAGCUUACUUUGAUCUGUCUCAACUGGCAAUAGGAAGUAAAACAAUACAGAUUCAAAGUACACCUGGCCUUGGGAAACUUCUGGCAGAUACCAUUGCAAAUCUGCCUGACCCAAAGACAGGAGACUACAACAUUCCAUCAGCCAGCCACAAGGAAGGGAGAGAACUCUACGAGAAUAGCCUGGUGAAUGGCUACAGUUCUAGCUCCGCCAUCAGCGUCUUCCUGCAGCAUCUGGGCCUACAGCUGGCACAUGUUCAGUAUCAAGAGUACACUGACGUCAACAACUCUGUCACCUCCAUGUCAGCUGUCGACCACGUCCACCACAACAAAUACCACAUAGCCGCAGCUCAUGUGCUGGUCAAGGCUAUGCUGGGCAUUGUUGACUGCAAACUUCUGCCAAUCAACCUCCUGGACACAGCCAUCAGCAUUAAUACAUCGUUACAUAAAACAUCAGAGCUUUUGAUGACGUGUUCAGAAAACAAGACUUCUUUAUCCUCUGCCUUAAUAUUAUCCGAUGACUUAGUGAAAUCCAGCCGUGAGUUUCAAAAUGAUGCCAAUAGUCUGAUCCAAAAAAAUAAGCUGAGAGCUUUUGCUAUGAUUAGCAAUGUCAAGAUGUUUUUGGAUCGACUGUUUAUCAUGACAAAUCAAGGAAUUUCUCAUCACUUUGCAUACCCAACUCUCCAAAAUGGAAGUAUUGAAAUAGCAACGGAGUUUUGCCUACUAGGGAAGAUCACUAAAGUGUGGAGCACUACACAUGAAUGGGAAGAACAAGUAACCACUAUUUUAAGUAGAGCACUGGCAUUUUUACAGUUGAAAUCUUAGUCGUCAAACGUCGCACAUUUGUUUGACAAUCCAGCCAUGAAGGGAUGCUAGCUGCAGCUAAACGACCUUCACACAGGCAGAUUUCUCUCUAUACCCUAAACUCAAGAGCUUUCAAAAACUGAUCACCAGUAAAUAAACCAAAUGUCAAAGUGUAAUGAGAUUAUUAAGUUAUAAAGCAUCUGGAAUAUUCCCUAGCUUUUACAUGUUUUGUUGAUAACAAUCUUGACCUGCGUACAAUGAAAUAUUUACUAUAAGCAAUAUUGAAUUGCGUCAAAUGCUUAUAGUAGUUUGCAGUCACCUUUUCUAAGUUGACAACCACUGUCUUUUGACUGGCCAUGAUUGCAAUUACUAAAGUGAAUUGACUUUCCUAGACUGACACUUCUGAUGCACAAUAUUGAUGAACAAAAUUUGUCUUUAUUUCAUCAUUCCAUCAACUUUUUAUUUCAUCGCCACUAUAAGGAAGCUUUAAAUAUUUUUUUUAAUUGCACAUAAUUGACAUACCAUUUUUAAGACCAAAUAAUUACUUAAUAAUAAUAAUUUGAUUUUGACUGCAUUUAGACCUAGUUCUUUUCUAAAUAAUUUUAUAACUAUUUUAAUUUAGAUGCUAGUUUUUUUUUAAUAAAAUUUCUUUAAUAAAAUGCUUAGAUCAUUUUGAAAAAUUUUAGUUUGACGGUGAUUUAGGUUACUGAAAAUGUAACUGUUUAAGAUCACAAAUUUAUAAAUGUUGAUUUUGUAAACAGAAAAUAAAACUAUGUAUGUAUUUACCUGUGACCACCCACCUCUUAAUUAAUUACUUAAUGUAAAUAAUUUCAAAUUUGAUAACAAGUUUACAAACUCGAGCAGUGCUCAACUUUAUAGAAUACUUUUUUUUAUUCCAAAAUAUUCACUUCAGUCCAAAGAAUUAUAACUUAGCCACAGUUCCCUAUGCAACUAAUGUUUGUCCAGUUUUUAUCAAUGUGCCUGUAUGCAAUCAUGAAAUAGAUGUUAUCAAUGUGCCUGUAUGCAAUCAUGAAGUAGAUACAUUAUCAAUGUGCCUGUAUGCAAUCAUGAAAUAGAUGUUAUCAAUGUGCCUGUAUGCAAUCAUGAAGUAGAUACAUUAUCAAUGUGCCUGUAUGCAAUCAUGAAAUAGAUGUUAUCAAUGUGCCUGUAUGCAAUCAUGAAGUAGAUACAUUAUCAAUGUGCCUGUAUGCAAUCAUGAAGUAGAUACAUUAUCAAUGUGCCUAAAUGCAAUCAUGAAAUAGAUAUGUUACCAAUGUGCCUGUUUGCAAUCAUUAAAUAGAAACGUUAUCAUUGUGCCUAUAUGCAGUCAUGAAAUAGAUACAUUUAUGUGGUAUUUAUUUACAAUUCUUAAUUAAAUCUCAGGGAUUUCAAUAUGUACAUACUUAAUUUUUUAACUCUGUAAAUAGUGGACUGUUAGAUUGAUGUUCUUGUUCAAUGUAUGAUGUGUGGGAGGUGCAGCUACACUGUACAUUUGCUGAUGGAUGUACACUAGUUGAUGGAUGUUGUGUACAACCUGUACACUAGUUUAUGGAUGUUGUGUACAACCUGUACACUAGUUUACGGAUGUUGUGUACAAGUUAAUGUCAUUACUGCACACUAGUAUAUGGAUGUUGUACAACUUGAUGACAUAACUGUACACUAAUUUAUGGAUGUUGUGUACAAGUUAAUGCCAUUUCUGUACACUUGUUUAUGAAUGCUGUAUAAUUCAUUGCCAUUAGUAUGCACUUGUUUAUGGAUGUUUAUGUACAUUACUGGAGUACUUUGCAUAAAUUAUGUUUUAAGAAUGUAAUUAUUAAAAUAUUGAUAAACCUGUAAUUAUUUUCAUAUUUAUUGUUUCUUAAUAUAACUUUUAACACCUGGCCUUGGAGAGUUAAAAAAAAAAGUUAAAUAUUUUCAAAUGGAGCUUAACGUUGCUACUUAAUGUACAUAAAUAAAACAUGUUUAAUUUUUAGUAUUUUUCCAAAAUGUUUAAAGAUUUUUUUCUAAUGUUAUUCAUCCAUGUUUUAUUUGUGACCUUUUGAUCAGUUUUAAGUAAAAUAUUUUACAGAUUUGAAAACAUUACCUAAGUAUUUGGUUAUUAAUAUGUAAAUUGAUUAAAGAUCAUUAUCCAAUUUAUUCCAGAACAUACAAUUUUAAGCAGAAUUAUCCAAGUUGUUUAAAAAAUAAAAGUAGUUUAGAUUUUUAAUGCACUGCACUAGUUAAUUUUCAUAAAUGUUAAAUAAAAACAAUUACACACUGUAUAUAAAUCAUAAUAAGUUCAUAAAUUUUAAUUUUGACCAUCCAUUUUUCCCCAUGGUGCAUUAUGAAAUAUUGAUGUCAAUUGUUUCUCUGUUGAUAUGUGCCUUAGAGUUAAAUAUUGUUGUUUUUUUUGUUGUUGUUUUUUUUUGUUAAAAUAAUCACACUUUUUAUUCACAUGUUUAUGGAGUUGAAACUGGUGAAAGAUUGAAUAAAAAACAUGUUGGAUAAAAUGAUUAAAAUUUUUUUUUUUUAAAUUAUGUAUCGGCUUGUAUUCCUUCAACCAGUGGAGAGUUCAGGAGAUUUAGAUGAAAUCUGUAAGAUUUAGAUGAAAGCUGUACACCAGUUCAAUUUUAAACUGGUAUCCUCUGUAUCCCACUGAAUGUGGUUACUGGUGUGUGAUAUAUGGUUGUAGAUUUCUUUUAGUUUUGAUAGUUAUGCUUUAACUGAAACAUCUGGUACUGCAUUUCUUUCCUCCUAAAUACACCCCCCAUACUACAUAGGAUUAUUUAAGGAUUUUAUAGUUUAAAAUUUUGUUGUAGUCAUAUUUUAAAUUUGCAUUUGCUUAUAUUUGUAUUUGUAAGUUAUAUUUGUAUCAUUAUGUUCAAAAUGAACUCUCAUUUCUCAUACUCCAGGACAUUCUAAAUCUGGAGAGUUCCAUUUCAUUUUUCUUUAUGUGUUACUUUUUUUAUUUUUGUUUGUAAAUUGUUUUUGGUGUUAUUUUCUUUUCUGGUGUAAAUGAUUAUCAUGUGCAAGUUAAAGAAAGAAUUACUUCAAGCUUGGAUUUAGAUUAAUAAUAUUUCAUCAUUUGUUUUCAAUACAAUGCUUCAA